Molecule: messenger RNA, 1989 nt
Organism: Pantherophis guttatus
Lineage: Eukaryota; Metazoa; Chordata; Lepidosauria; Squamata; Colubridae
Source: RefSeq, a predicted model, not a curated record
UGUCUUCUUUCUCAGGUUCCCUCCUUUUUUCCUGAGAUUACAGGUAGUCCUUGAGUUGCAAUGGUAAUUGGGAUUGGGACUGCUAUCGCUAAGCAAUGUUUCAACCACAUCGCUUAACACCAACAAUCCCAGAAUUCCAGUUGCUGUCAUAUUCUCUAGAUAUAGGGUCAUUAAAUAAGAAGUGGUAAGGAACAUGGGGUGAAGGUGGGGGAGGCCCUGGGAGGCCUGGAAUGAGGGAGACCUGAUGAGAUUUUGUAAGACUGAGUACAGGAUGUGGGUGAGUUUAGGAAGCUUGGGAGGCUGAGCACAGGUUACACAAGAGUUGGGGGAAGGCCAGGGAAGGUUUUGGGAAGUCUAGUGCAGGUUGUGUGUAACUUGAGGGAGGACAGGGGAGGCUGCGUGCGGGUGAGUAGGAUGCAGCAGGCAGAAGUGAAUGAGUUGUGAUCUUCCCUGCCAGCUUCCCCAUUGACUUGUAGGAAGGCAAGGGAAGGUUACAAAUAGUGGUCACAUGACCAUAGAGAUGCUGUGAAAGAUAGAACUUCAAGGAUUAGUUGUAAGUCCAUUCUUUUCAAUGCCGCCAUAACUUUGAAUGGUUGCUUACUUAAACUGAGGACUACUCCUAACUUUUGUUGCUCUAGCAAUUUGUAAAUUUAUUUAUUUAUUUAUUGUCAUAUUUAUAUGCCGCCCUUCUUUCAAGGGAUUCGGGGCGGCUCACAAAAUAAACAACCCAACAAUAAAUAGAAUUAAAAUGUUAAAAUCCAAUUUAAAAACCCCAAAUCCCCCAAAUUAAAAUGCACGGCAGAUCAGGGAAUUUGCUGAAAGAGCCAUGUCUUUAGGUCGGCGCAGAAGAUGCGGAGGUCGGGGGCCGUCCGGAGCCCAGUGGGUAAACCAUUCCAGAGGGUCGGUGCGACCACAGAGAACUCCCUCAUCCUGGGGGCGUCAGCCGACACUGUCUGGCCUAUGGGACCCGGAGGAGGCCAGUCCUAUGUGAGCGCACUGGGCGGUGGGAGGCCGGUAGGAGGUAGUCCUGCAAGUACCCCAGGCCCAUGCCAUGAAGGGCUUUAUAGGUGCCAAAGUCAUCCUUGCUUGCAGAGAUAUGGUAAAAGCAGAAAAGGCAGCCCAUGAAAUCCGGAUCAAGACGGGAAACCAAGAGGUUACAGCAAAAAAAUUAGACUUGGCAGACACCAAAUCUAUCAGAGAAUUUGCCAGUAAUUUCUUGAAAGAGGAGAAACAACUCAACAUACUCAUCAACAAUGCAGGAGUUAUGAUGUGCCCCUAUUCAAAGACAGCUGAUGGUUUUGAGAUGCAUUUUGGAGUCAACCAUCUUGGCCAUUUUCUUUUAACAUUCCUGCUAAUAGAGUGCCUGAAACAAAGCGCACCGGCUCGUAUUAUAAAUGUGUCUUCAUUGGCUCAUCAUAUGGGGAGGAUUCACUUCCAGAAUCUCCAGGGUGAAAAGUUCUACUUUCGGGGCCUGGCAUACAGUCAUAGCAAGCUGGCCAACAUUCUUUUUUCACGGGAAUUGGCUAGGCAUCUGCAAGGUACUGGCAUCACUGUAAAUGCUCUGCAUCCAGGUACAGUUUUGUCUGAACUUGUUCGUCAUUCCUUUACACUAAAAGUUUUGUGGAACACAUUUGCUAUCUUCUUGAAGACACCUUGGCAAGGAGCUCAGACUAGCAUAUAUUGUGCGGUGUCAGAGGAGUUGGAGACAGUCACUGGAAAAUAUUUCAGUGAUUGUAAACCAGCAUAUGUGUCAUCUCAAGGACGUAAUGAUGAAACAGCAAAGAAGCUUUGGAAUGUUAGUUGUGAACUCCUUGGUAUCCAGUGGAAUUGACCUGCAAAGGCCAGCUACACCUGAAUUCCAUAUUUUGUAUAUGAGACUGGGAAAGUAUUACUUUCAUGGAAUUUUCAUAGAUCGAGUUGAUAGGUCACGUUCAUUUUUAAUAAAAAUGUUCAUCUCAGCUUUUCCAUUAAAAUAGAAGGUCAAGCAAU